Molecule: messenger RNA, 1293 nt
Organism: Elgaria multicarinata webbii
Lineage: Eukaryota; Metazoa; Chordata; Lepidosauria; Squamata; Anguidae
Product: 5-hydroxytryptamine receptor 3A-like
Exons: 8
Coding region: 1-1293 (430 amino acids)
Biological process (GO): signal transduction; monoatomic ion transmembrane transport; nervous system process
Cellular component (GO): neuron projection; plasma membrane; synapse
Molecular function (GO): transmembrane signaling receptor activity; acetylcholine-gated monoatomic cation-selective channel activity
Source: RefSeq, a predicted model, not a curated record
AUGGGUACCAGCGUUGUCUCCUACUAUAGGACUAAAUCUGACACAGGUGAGGCCACCCAGAAAAAGGUUUGUAAGUACCAUGAUGUAAUCGAAUACCUGAAUAUCUCCGAUAACCGGGAGCUCUUCUUAUACACCAUACCCAAGAAGAAUUGGGAAGAGCACUUGGUAGUUGGACUAGACUUCACACUGGCAUCCAUCCUUUCAGUGGUCUGGACAAAUGAGUUUGUGUCCUGGAAUCCCAUGGAUUUCUGUAACAUUUCUAAACUCACUGUUCCCAUGAACCUUUUUUGGAGCCCUGAAAUCUACAUAGACGAACGGGCAGAUGACGACAAGUUCACACCCAGCCCUUUCGUUUUAUUAUCAUCCAGUGGUUCCAUUUUCAUGUUUCAAGCAUAUCGACUUACCUCAUCCUGCAGCCUGGAUAUCCAAGCAUUUCCUUUCGACAACCAAAAAUGCAACUUAACUUUAAUGUCUUCAAUACAUUCAGAUAAGGAAAUCAUAAUGAAGAGCAUUAAAACUUCCAAGAAGGCAAACCAAGAUACUCUCACUUUUUACUUGACCUAUGGGGAAUGGAAGUUUGAGGAAGUGAGGAUCAUAGAGCACAUGAUAUAUUACGAAGGAGUGAACUUCAGCGCAGUCACUUACGAGAUUGCUAUGAAGAGGCGAUCCGUUCUGUAUGUGAUAGUUCUGAUACUGCCAACUGCUAUUCUCUUCUUGCUGGAUAUGGCUAUUUCUUAUGCAUUUGCCGCUCCUGGGGAAAAGAUUGCCUUCAAAAUAACACUGAUCCUGCAAGUCUCAUUUUUAUCUAUGAUUCUGGUUGAUAAAUUGCCAUCUACAUCAGAUGAUCCACCAGUAAUAGCAAUAUUUUUCACUGGCAUGUUCAUGUUUUUGGUCCUUGGCAUCUUGGAGAAUGCCUUCGUACUGUAUCUCAAGGAAACGAAACCAAAGUUCCUAUCCUUCAAGGGAAAGAAAUUUAUGAGUAGAUUCCUGAGAAAGAAGAAGGAAAAGGAUGGUUCGGAGGACCCUGUGACUGAUUUAGCAACAGAGAUGGCCAAGGACAACAAGUUACCCUCACCGGAAAAGGACAGUGCGGACAACUUGGUGUUUCUGCAACAUCUGAAUGUGGAACUGCAACAGAUCAAGAAACAUCUGGCGCUAGAAGACUGCCAAGAUGCCCCCAGUUCUGUCAAGAAGGACAAAACGUUUCUCUGGGUGGAGAAGUGGCUUUAUUUUACCCGCCUGCUUUUAUCACUUGCCUUUUUAGCCUAUGUUAUUAUACAGUGGGCACGCUAA